UGGCUCCACCUGUUGAAAGCCCCGAAACCCCUCCCGGGAAUGCUGAUUUGCUGAUCCAGUCAAGCAAACAAAUCCAGCGGCAACCAACCCCCUCUGGGAAGCGCUCCGCGUCGCUCUCAUUCAGAGGGUGGCUUCCCUCGAUCCCGCCGCCGCCGCUUCGGUUUCAUAGACUAAGGAAGUUCUGAGAUCUGGGAGCCCACAGGCGUCCGUCUGAACCGACUGCGCGGGGCUGGAGCGAGGCCCGGGAAGGGGAGCGUGGAUCUGAUUGUCCUGAUUUUUGCAUCCCAUCUUAGGGUUGCUGUGGGAGCUAGUGAAAUUUCUGAAGGGGCAAAAGAAAUGCUUACAUCCAUCCACCAUCUUCCUCGUUUCAGAGAAUUUUAUGGUAUUUGAAGAAAACCUGCAGUGAAGUCUCUUUCCAGUUCUGAAGUGCAGACAUUACUGUAUGACUUCUUUAGGUCAAAAAGGGCAGAAGAUACCUGUGAGAAAUAAGUGAAGUGAAGGAAGAACUGGAGCACAUCCAGUCUUCCAUCCCUGGGGAAACAAUUCCAAAAAUGUAUUGCACAGAAAUGGCUGUAUGGAUUUGGACACUCAGCAUACUGAGCUACUCUUGUGUUACCUGUGCAUUAAGAUCUAAAAAAGCAGAUUCAUUUGUUACUAAGACAGAACUGAGCCAUUUGGUGGUGAACUAUGAUACAGAGACAGUUUAUUUAGGAGCAGUAAAUACCCUGUAUCAACUUGAAAAAAACUUGAAACUCCGUCAGCCAAUGGAUGAAGUAUCAACUGGGCCACAUUUGGAUAACAAAAGGUGCACUCCUCCCAUUGACGAAAGCCAGUGCACAGAAGCAAAAAUGACUGACAAUUACAACAAGAUACUCCUGCUGGACACACAGGAGAAGAAAAUUAUAGUUUGUGGGAGCCUGUUUAGAGGAAUCUGUUCCAUAAGAGAACUGGAGAACAUUUCAAACAGAACUUACUAUGAGAAUGGCAGUGGAGAAAAGUCAUUUGUUGCAAGUAAUGAUGAGAAUGUAACCACAGUGGCCCUAAUAACCUCUUUGUCAAAAGGUCGAAUGAUGUUUGUGGGAAAGGGCAAUGGGCCCAAUGACAAUGGGAUAAUAAUCAGCACUCGGCAGCUUUUUAAUAAAGAUGGGAGAGAGAUUUUUGAACUCUAUGCAGAUCCGACUGCUAUUAAAUCAACAUAUCCUUCUGCCAGCUUUCAACAGUUUCUGUACAUCUUUGAAGACAACAAAUUUGUAUAUUUUAUUUUUAAUCAGAAUGAGAAGAUAUUCACUGUAAACCGGACACUAAUUGGGCGACUCUGCAAAGAAGAUGAACAUUAUCAUUCCUACUUUGAAAUGGACUUGGAAUGUAAAGAUGAGACUGGCCCUUACAACCAAAGUAAUGCAGUCUAUGUUGCUGUACCUGGACAGAAACCAAAAGAUAAUGUAACCUCAUCAGGACAAGAGCAGAACAAAAUGAUUGUUGGACUUUUCAGGAGAAUGGAAAAAGACUCCUUGGAAUGUGCCAUAUGUGUGUUUUCCUUACAGGAGAUCAAUGAAAAGAUUGAAGAAAACAGGGACAAAUGCUACAUGAAGGAUGGAAGUAAUGUAUUUUAUAAACCAUUUAGAACUGAAGGUCCUCCAUGUGCUACUGCAUCUCCACUGAAUUCAAGUAAAACUUUCCCAUGUGGUUCUGAACAUUUACCAUAUCCUCUGGGAAGCAAGGAAGGAAUUUCCGCAAAACCAAUACUGAAAAGGGAAGGUAUAAAUUUAACUGCAGUUACCUUUACAGUGGAGAAUGAGAAGACAGUAUUAUUUGUUGGAACAUCAGAUGGCAGAAUCCUGAAGGUGGCUUUAUCUGAUCAUGCAAGGGAGUAUGAUAGCAUUGUUGUUGAAAGACACAAGCCUAUCAAGAGGGAUCUUGUCCUCGAUCGGGACCAUGACAACUUGUAUGCGAUGACCGCAAACGAGGUAUUUCGCUUUCCUGUCCAGGAGUGUGCUAGUUCCUCAACCUGUGAAGCAUGUAUUCAGUCCCGGGAUCCUUACUGUGGCUGGUGUGUAAUAGAAGGAAAAUGCACAAGGAAAAAAGACUGUACACGAUCAGCAAGAGCCCAUAACUGGCUAUCUAGUCUAGAUGGCAUUUGCUUGAACAUUACAAGUGCCCAUCCUCAAAAUAUGAGCCGGAGAGCCCCAGAAGAGGUCAAAUUGACUCUAAGUCCUUUGCCAGAUUUAAAUGAAGAUGACCAGCUUUGGUGUCAAUUUGGCGAAAACAUCCAUCAGGCACAGUUAGAAGGAGAAGCUAUUAUCUGUUAUCCUCCUAACACGAUUCCUCCAACAAUAGAAGGCCAAGAUUAUGUCUUGGUUCCACUACGUCUGACCUUUGGGAAAAAUAUAUCUUUUGCAUCAGACACAUAUCCUUUUUAUGAUUGUGGAGAGGCUAUAAAUCAUUUUGAAAAUGAACCGUGUUAUUCCUGUGCAAGCAGUAGGUGGAAUUGCCAGUGGAACUGGAAGAAACAUAUCUGUGAAGAUUCUUCCCUAGAAGAAGAUGUGAUUAAACAAAAUAUGGCAGAAGAAUGUCCACACUUUCUAAAUCCCAACCCUAAAAUAAUACCUAUGGAAGAUUCAACAAAAGUAUAUUUUGAAGGAAAGAAUCUAGAUCAUUAUCAGGGUAGUCAUUUCAGAAUUGGAAAUAAGCAGUUUGGAUUUGAAACUGGUGUGGAACAAGCAGCCGAUGGAACCUUCUUCUUUGAAAGCCUAACUAUUGCCAACGUUGAAAAUGAAACUCAACCACUUAGUUUAUUUAUUACAAUGGAUAAAGGCAAGAUUGAUAGCAAACUGAUUGUGACUUUAUAUAGCUGCUCCUAUGGUCGGGCUGAUUGCAGUCUGUGUCUUGCUGCUGAUCCUCAGUAUGAAUGUGUCUGGUGUGAAGACAGGGAUAGCUGUGUUUACAAAAAACGGUGCUCAGCUUCUACCAGGAACUGCCCUGCUCCAGUCAUUACAGAGAUCGAACCAAAGAAUGGACCACUCAGUGGGGGAAUUUUGGUGACCAUAAGGGGAUCCAAUUUGGGCAUAAAAGCUGAAGAUGUUGAAAAUAUAAUGGUAGCAGGCACUGAAUGUAUAUUUAGAGAAGAAUUUUACUCUGUUUCUACCAGGAUAGUAUGUGAAGUUGGAAGUGUGCCUGAGCAAACAGAAGGUAAUAUUGAAGUUCAGAUAAAUGGAACACUGGGCACAUCAACAAAUGAAGUGCAAUUUAAAUAUCAGGAUCCUGAACCUACAGGCAUAUGUCCUCAGAAGGGACCCCAGGCUGGGGGGACAGCCCUAACUAUCAGAGGCACAAACUUGGACACUGGCUCUAUUCAGGAUGUUAAAGUUUACCUUGAUAAUGAACCCUGCAGAGUCACCCGAUUCGGACAAGAAAUUGUUUGCAUUACUGGACAAAAUACCAAAGAAGGACCUGUUUCCGUAACAGUACAUCAUGGACAUAGCAAAAAAAUAAUACAAAAUGAACAAUUUAUCUAUAGCGAAAACCCUACGGUUAGCAAGAUCACCCCUGAAGUCAGCAUUCGCAGUGGAGGGCGGAAUAUUACUGUAGUUGGAACUGGUUUUGAUAUCAUUCAGAAUUUCUCUGUGGAAGUUCUUUUUAAGUCUUAUGAAGAUUCCUCAUCAAGGAAGAGGAGGAAGAGACAAGCAGAGUCACAAAAGUUUGAAGGGAAAACUGUCUCAAAAAUCAAUGAUACUGCAAUGGUCUUCUUAUCUCCACCAGUAUUGGAUGAUCCCGAAAACUAUAGAAUUGCUAUACUUAUUAAAAUGGAUGGUCACACAGUGCAAAGAGACUUUCAAUAUGUUGCUGAUCCAACCUUUGAGAACUUCACUGAUGGUAUCAAAAAGCAGGUCAACAAACUUAUUCAUGCAAAAGGCAGUAAUCUGAACAAAGCCAUGACAAUGGAUGAGGCUCGUGCAUUUGUGGGAGAGGAGCCAUGUAACAUCACCACCCUGACUGAGAAGGAUUUAUACUGUGAACCACCUGAAGAGCAGCCCCCACCCAAGCGAAGGCAGAAGAGAGAUACGGUUAAUAACCUGCCAGAAUUCAUCGUGAAAUUUGGCUUCAAAGAAUGGGUUCUAGGAAGAGUGGAAUAUACGCAAGUGAGUGACAUACCCUUGAGCUUGAUCUUGCCAUUGGUGAUAAUUCCCAUGGUGGCCAUUAUCUUCAUCUCAAUCUAUUGCUACAGACGGAAAAGCCAACAAGCAGAACGGGAGUAUGAAAAAAUUAAAUCACAACUUGAAGGCUUGGAAGAAAGCGUCAGAGACCGGUGCAAAAAGGAAUUUACAGAUCUGAUGAUAGAAAUGGAAGAUCAGACGAAUGACAUCAAUGAAGCAGGAAUUCCUGUGCUGGACUAUAAGACCUAUACAGACAGAGUCUUCUUCCUGCCAUCCAAAGAUGGAGAAAAAGAUGUGAUGAUCACUGGAAAACUGGACAUUCCUGAGGCCAGGCGAUCCACUGUGGAACAAGCACUCAAUCAGUUCUCCAAUCUGCUCAAUAGUAAAUCAUUUCUCAUUAAUUUCAUUCACACAUUGGAAAACCAAAAGGAAUUUUCUGCCCGUGCCAAAGUUUAUUUUGCAUCUCUCUUGACUGUGGCUUUGCAUGGGAAGCUAGAAUACUAUACUGACAUCAUGAGGACAUUGUUUUUGGAGCUGAUGGAACAAUAUGUUGUUGCCAAAAAUCCUAAACUGAUGCUUCGAAGAUCAGAAACCGUCGUGGAGAGGAUGCUUUCUAACUGGAUGUCCAUUUGUUUGUAUCAGUACCUCAAGGACAAUGCCGGAGAACCUCUUUAUAAGUUGUUCAAGGCUAUCAAACAUCAGGUGGAAAAAGGGCCUGUGGAUGCAGUGCAAAUGAAGGCCAAAUACACACUGAAUGACACUGGAUUGUUAGGAGAUGAUGUAGAAUACACUCAGCUGACUGUAAAUGUGAUCGUACAAGAUGAAGGCACAGAAUCCGUACCAGUAAAGGUGCUGAACUGUGAUACUAUUUCUCAAGUAAAGGAGAAGAUCAUAGAUCAAGUCUAUCGAAAUUUGCCAUAUUCUCAAUGGCCAAAACCUGACAGUGUCGUUCUUGAGUGGCGUCCAGGUUCAACUGCACAGAUACUCUCAGACUUGGAUGUAACAUCCCAAAAAGAUGGCAGGUGGAAACGCAUCAAUACCCUGAUGCACUAUAAUGUACGAGAUGGUGCUACUCUCAUCUUGUCAAAAAUGGGGGUUUCCCAGCAGCCAGAGGACCACCAACAAGACAUGCCAGAAGAAAGGCAUGCAUUACUGGAAGAGGAAAAUAAGAUUUGGCAUCUAGUUCGGCCAGUAGAUGAAGUUGAUGAAGGUAAAUCAAAAAGAGGAAGCAUGAAAGAGAAGGAGAGAACCAAAGCUAUUACAGAAAUCUACCUGACAAGACUCCUCUCUGUGAAGGGUACACUUCAGCAGUUUGUAGAUAAUUUUUUUCACAGUGUGCUCGACUCAAACCAUGUUGUGCCACCGGCUGUGAAAUACUUCUUUGAUUUUCUUGAUGAGCAAGCAGAAAAGCAUGAUAUCAGAGAUGAGGAUACUAUCCACAUCUGGAAAACAAACAGUUUGCCACUUAGGUUCUGGGUAAACAUACUGAAAAACCCCCAUUUCAUCUUUGAUGUUCAUGUUCAUGAAGUAGUGGAUGCUUCCUUGUCAGUCAUUGCACAGACUUUCAUGGAUGCUUGCACAAGAACAGAGCACAAAUUAAGCAGGGAUUCUCCAAGUAACAAAUUACUAUAUGCAAAAGAGAUCUCUACAUAUAAGAAAAUGGUGGAAGAUUAUUACAAAGGCAUCCGCCAGAUGGUGCAAGUGAGUGACCAGGAUAUGAAUACACAUUUAGCAGAAAUUUCUAGGGCACACACAGACUCAUUAAACACCCUUGUGGCUUUACACCAGCUCUACCAAUAUACUAACAAAUACUAUGAUGAGAUCAUAAAUGCACUAGAAGAGGAUCAAGCUGCACAGAAAAUGCAGCUGGCUUUCCGAUUACAACAGAUAGCAGCUGCCUUAGAGCAUAAAGUGACUGACCUUUGAUUUGAAAGCUGCAAUAAAGAAGCCUGAUCUCAAGAUGUGUAAAUUCAUUCUUCCUCAUAAGGAAAUAGUGUUCUAUUUUUUAAUGUAUAAUUACAACUUUAAAUGAAAAAAAAUCUUUUUUUAUAGCAAAGCUGUAAUGUAAAGAGUUUUUACUGUAAAUUAUGCUUCUAAUUAAAAGCUUGUGUUGUGUGUAAAUGAAUUUCCAGUGGGAAAUGAGGGAAGUCCUUAGGGGUGGGGUGGGUAAAGUUAUAGCUCAUUUAAUCAAAUAGUACAAUCUUGAAACAUCAGCAUUUUUAGAAUUCAUUAUGCUAGUAAAUUCACUACCUGUAGCAUUCUUUAUAGUUUAAGCAAUAUUUGUACUAGAAAAGUGAUAGCAUAUUGGAAAACUAAAUGCAAUAUCCCCUUUUUAAUUUUAAUAAUUGGAAAUAAUAUUUUUUCCUACUGUUUUGAAAAUCCCAUUGUCUCUAUGCUGCUCAUAAUGAGUAGAAUAUAAGACACAUUUGCUAUGACAUUUCUGUUUAAGACAUUGCCGUGGAUUUUGGUACCAUGCAUCUUUUCAUACAUGAAAACGAAGUGCUAAAAAAGUGGUUGUUGACUGCUGCUCUCUUACCCACUUUUCUAAGGUCAAGUCGGACAGUACAGUCGACUAAUUGGAAUGGCCAGAUCCUUAAACUUCAAAGAAACACAUAUAUCCCUAAGAACAUAAUCUGGAUGACCAUGUGUGUGCACUUCAGCACAGACUGAAUUGUUGGGAAUGUGCAAAGCACUCAAGGUCCUUAUGUGAACUUAAAGCAACAUCUCCAGGUAUUUCCAAAGAGCCAAAGGCAGCUCAUAAUGGACAGCCUUUUCCUCCAUGUUGUAGGGAAGUGACGGCUUGUGCUUGCCACAAAGCUAUUGUUGAUGGAUGCCAAGGAUAAAAUAGAGUCUGUGUUCAGCCAAAGCAAUCAGUUUCGGCUGCCUAAAAGUGCAAAGAGAUGUGCAGGCCUGCCUCAGUAAUAGUGAGAGAAUGGCGGCAGAGGACUAUUAUCCAAGGUGAAGAUGUUCGUGGCUCUGACCUGAAAAACCUGGAAUUUGAUCCUGUUUGCUUGUAGACUGCCCUAAUGUCUUGCAAGACAGUCUCUUGAUCAUCCCUAAUGAAAAAUAGUGGUGACGAAUCCUAAUUUGACUCAAAAAAUUAGGCAAAUCAAAUUGGCCUUUCUUUUUCUUUUGUUUUUGUUUUAUUAUAUAUGCUAAUGUGCCUUACUUGUACUAAUUAUGUGAAUCUGAAUGGUUUUGUAAAGAGAAUCAUAUCAAAAAUAUUUAUGUGUGGUUUGAUGACUUUUGUGAGAAAAUUGACCAGCAGAAUGCCUGUAAUUAGCUUCUUGCCGAUAGUGUGCUGUUUGACAUGAUUCAGAUAUGUAUAUCUUUUGUUGGAAUCGUUCAUAGGACUUUUUAAAAUAAUGAAUCUUCACACUAUGCUAGGAAGAUUAAUAUUUGGUUUUCUAAAAAAAUAAAACAAAAAAACUGUGUUUGUAAUGUAAAUUACUCAUUGUAAGAAAAUCCCAUGUCCCAUCUCGCCUAAACACCAUUUGAGCCUUGGAAUGCUGCGAUGGAUGGAAUAAUCACCAUUAACUUUACUGUGGAAAUUAAAGUAACUUGUCAAAAUGUAAUAUGUGUGUUUACAAUAUUAGUCAGUUUCCAGGCAAUAUGAUAUAGAGCUUGGUACGUUAUCUUAAAUUGCUAUGUUGCACAAAAAAGCAAUCUUUGUUACAUUUCUUUCUUGUCAUAGUUUUUGGCAGUUCAGUAGCAUUUUUUGUGUAGCACUGCCAUCCGCGCUCAGUACCUUUCGGUGUUGCUGUCUUGUUUCUGUCCUGUGACACCUUAAAACUUGCUUGUCUCUUAACACAGUGACAGAGUUUCAUUUGCUACCUCUCCCUGCACUGGAGUUAAUCUAACCCAGGCUUUGCCAACCAGGCACCCUCCAGAUGUGUGGGACCACAACUCCCAUGGCAGGUGUAGUUCCACGCAUCUGAAGGGUGCCCAGUGGAUAAAGGCUGGCCUAAACUUUUGUCCUGCUGUCUCAUUCUCAAGUGUAUUGGUCGUGUCUUCUUGAUUUCUGUGGAGUGAGUUGCUAGCAGUGUAGCACUGAUGACAAAAUUUUUUGGCUACGGUGGAAAUUGUCAGUGAGUUCUUGUAGAAGUAAAAGGGGAAAGAAACAGGGUGUUGUUUUCCAUGUCCUUCCUUUUAUAUUUAAUUUUUGCUGUCAUCGGUAUGCGAAACUCAGCACACCUAGAAUGUAAGGAACUAUGAAUUGUUUGGAUCACUUUACCUAAAAAUACUGUGUCAAACUAAGCUUCUGUACUUGCCUUCUGUCUGAUCAACGAGAACUCGCUAAGCUGUUUCAUUCUGUCAUUAUUUGUAAAUCAUGUUAAUUGUAAAUCAAAUACAUUUUUUCCACGAAGUGUCAUA
Varanus komodoensis (Komodo dragon) is the source of this 8528-nucleotide messenger RNA. RefSeq names its product plexin B2 (gene PLXNB2). The transcript is spliced from 39 exons. The record is from RefSeq and is a predicted model, not a curated record. Gene Ontology annotation, biological process: semaphorin-plexin signaling pathway involved in axon guidance; regulation of cell migration; positive regulation of axonogenesis. Gene Ontology annotation, molecular function: protein binding; semaphorin receptor activity. NCBI's taxonomy places the organism in Eukaryota, Metazoa, Chordata, Lepidosauria, Squamata, Varanidae. Gene Ontology annotation, cellular component: semaphorin receptor complex. Bases 552 to 6080 code for a protein of 1842 amino acids.